AUGGACAGGGACAGGGUUUCAGAGGAAAUAAGGAUAGAGUUGGAGGACACAGUAGAACAUCAGGAGAUUUCUAUCAUGGACCAACAUGGGAUUAAUCCCAAGAAUGUCAUAGUGGAGGAGCAUUCAGGGAUCCAAACAGCAGAGGAUUCCACUCACAAGUGUAUGAAGGGGCUUAUGGAGGAAAGGGACCCCAAGGGAGUCAACAGGUGCCUUAAGGUGAGCUUUGAGGAUGUGAUAGCAGAGCCUGCGUCAGUGCACAGCUUUGAUAAAGUGUGGCUGUGGAGUCAUGCACUGUUUGAGGUAUCCAGGCUGUGGUUCUAUCGGCUCAUUUCUCUGCUGCUGGCUGUCCCUGUAGCGCUGGUCUUAGGUCUGCUGUUUGCCAUCCUCAGCUGCCUGCACAUCUGGUUGAUAAUGCCCAGUGUGCAGCUGCUGCUAAUAAACAUGAACUGGGUGAAGGUGGUAUGGGCCAGUGUGCUGGAUUUGGUGAUCGCCCCCUUCUUCAGCAGUGUAGGAAGGUGCUGUGGAGCCAUAAAUAUUCGCUGGGGAAAGGAGUAG
Molecule: messenger RNA, 555 nt
Organism: Pygocentrus nattereri (red-bellied piranha)
Lineage: Eukaryota; Metazoa; Chordata; Actinopteri; Characiformes; Serrasalmidae
Product: caveolin-2-like
Exons: 3
Coding region: 1-555 (184 amino acids)
Biological process (GO): caveola assembly
Cellular component (GO): caveola
Molecular function (GO): molecular adaptor activity
Source: RefSeq, a predicted model, not a curated record